AUGCUUUUGGUUCUGCGUCGGGGUGUGUCUACUCGGGCUAAAAAGAUCCCCGUGCAGCUGCUCAAGGACUGGCCGCGGCUGGGAAAGCGUGGUGAGGUAGUAGAGGUUAGUGAAGGCAUGAUGCGCAACAAAUUGCAUGCCAACAACGGUGCCGCGUACGUUUUGAAAGGACAGCCUCUCCGAAUGCCCCUAUACACCCGUUCACAAGUUGAGGCCUCGAGCCCCAAGGUUAAAGCUCAGGCAGCGGAACCCAAGCAAGAGAUCACUGCCGAAGCACACGUGGAGGCCCCGAAGAAGGAGAAGCCCUCUGCCAUCGAUUUCCUCAAGUUCCCUGGUUCUAAACCCACAGAAUCUGCUGCCGAGCAAACAACAGCUGAGCCAUCAAAAGAAGAGUCCGAGAUCAAGACGUUUGAGUGGGAGAACGAGAUUGUCGCGAACAUCUCCAAAAACCGCCGCAGCUAA
Molecule: messenger RNA, 462 nt
Organism: Wickerhamiella sorbophila
Lineage: Eukaryota; Fungi; Ascomycota; Dipodascomycetes; Dipodascales; Trichomonascaceae
Exons: 1
Coding region: 1-462 (153 amino acids)
Biological process (GO): translation
Cellular component (GO): mitochondrion; ribosome
Molecular function (GO): structural constituent of ribosome
Source: RefSeq, a predicted model, not a curated record